CUAUAAAACUGUAAUUGAUCCUCCCCCUCUCUCCAAUCCACCAUUUCAAGUUCACAGAUCGAUCUCGAUCGAGAGAAAGAGAGAGAGAGAGAUGAAAGGGAUCAGGAUUCCGGCGCCGUUCCUAUUCCUCACCGCUCUUCUUCUGCUAACUUCAGAAAUUACACUCCUCCAUCCAGCCUUCGCCGCCGCCGCCAACACGACCUACAUAAGAAUCUCGUGCCAAAACACUACCUACCCAGGCCUCUGCUACACAUCCCUCUCCCCCUACGCCUCCGCCGUCCAGACCAGCCAGUGGCGCCUCUGCAACGCCGCCCUCUCCGCCACCCUCCAGGCCGCCCGCAACGCCUCCCUCUCCGUCGACAACCUCUCCAAGCAGAACGGCGUCACAGCCCAUGAGGCCGCCACCAUCAGCGACUGCGCCGAUAACAUCGGCGACAGCGUCGACGAGAUCCAGAAAUCCAUCAAGGCUUUCGCGAGCCUUCGCCGCAGCGGCGUCGACAAGAAGUUCCAGCUGGCUAACAUCAAGACCUGGAUGAGCGCCGCCAUCACCGACGAGUACACUUGCACCGACGAACUCGCCGACGGGAAGGUGAGCGCCGGCGUGAAGAAGCAGAUCCAAAAGAAGAUUGGGCGCUUCAGCAGGCUAACGAGCUUUGAUGUGGUAAUGUCUGGAAAAGUUCCUGCUUCAUUAAAAUUCCUAAGUAAUCCAAGAUAUGUUUCUCUUCCAUCAUCCAGGAGCUUCCAAUCAAAAUUUCUAGUUGUUACUUGCCCACAUGAGACUGUUUUGCCCAUGGAGUGGAGAGUCCACCCAUCGUUGUGUUUCUCUCUUGGAGCUCGUCAUUCAUCAAUCAGCAUUUGCAAGAGGUUCGAUUGGUCAAUCAGGAGCAGAACAGAUGGCAAUGAUUUGGAUUCCCCUCCAGGUAAUGACCCAAGCAGUAGGACCCGACUGUUUAGGGCCAUUCAAGCUCUUCUGGUGAAGGUGAAGUCAAGAAUCCUGGAAAUCAGGAGGGGUUUUUUCAUGAAAGCACUGUUUUUCUUGAUUGGGUUUUAUUGUGCAACAGCCUUUUCGACUGUCAUAGGACAAACUGGUGAGUGGGAUAUAUUUUCUGCUGCCUUGGCUGCGAUUGUGGUUGAGGGCAUUGGUGCUCUCAUGUACAAAGCUUCUUCUUCUUUACUCAACAGAAUUAGGAGUCUCAUUACCAUGUUUAAUUAUUGGAAAGCUGGGCUUUCCUUGGGCCUUUUCUUGGACGCAUUUAAAUAUGAAAUAGAUAACAUUCUUGGGUUUCCCAACCCUUUUAAUUUUGAAUUAGAUGCGUUUCCCCUGUUCUUAUGA
Diospyros lotus (date-plum) is the source of this 1333-nucleotide messenger RNA. RefSeq lists its product as uncharacterized. The transcript has 3 exons. Gene Ontology annotation, molecular function: enzyme inhibitor activity. Bases 92 to 1333 code for a protein of 413 amino acids. The record is from RefSeq and is a predicted model, not a curated record. NCBI's taxonomy places the organism in Eukaryota, Viridiplantae, Streptophyta, Magnoliopsida, Ericales, Ebenaceae.